Molecule: messenger RNA, 1448 nt
Organism: Cyclopterus lumpus (lumpfish)
Lineage: Eukaryota; Metazoa; Chordata; Actinopteri; Perciformes; Cyclopteridae
Gene: gpha2
Product: glycoprotein hormone subunit alpha 2
Exons: 4
Coding region: 1-537 (178 amino acids)
Biological process (GO): cell surface receptor signaling pathway
Cellular component (GO): extracellular region
Molecular function (GO): hormone activity; hormone receptor binding
Source: RefSeq, a predicted model, not a curated record
AUGGCGUCCCCGGGGCCGUUCCACCAUCACCACAUAGGCCAGUCGCGGGGGAAGCGGAGCUGGAAAGAGCUGCAAUUUCAGAGGGCAAGGGCACACUUUGAUCUGAUCCUCCAGGCUGCCAUCCAGAUGUCGCCGUGCAUGACCUCACACUUCUGUCUGCUGGUCCUACCAGUGAUGUCACUGCUCGUGCUCUUCUCUCCUAUUGGCUGGAGCUACGACGGCCUCACCCCAGGGUGUCACCUACACCCCUUCAACGUGACCAUCCGCAGUGACCGCCGCGGCACAUGUAAAGGCACCCACCUCGUCUACGCCUGCGUGGGCUACUGCGAGUCCAGCGCCUUCCCAUCCAGAUACUCGGUGCUGGUGGCCUCCAACUUCACCCACAACAUCACCUCCGCUUCACGAUGCUGCACCAUCAGCAGGGAUGCUAAGGUCAAAGUUCGCCUGGACUGCCCUCGAGGUCGUCACCAUGACGAAAUAGAGAUCCUGACGGCGAAGGCGUGCCGCUGUGACAUGUGCCGCAAGUCCCGCUACUGACUCAUCGAGACAGGAUACCUGCAUACCGAAUGUACCCCAGGAUUAGAGCCACGUGUUGUCAGUUAAACGCUACAAACUCUGGUAAAUUAUUGAAAUACAACCCUUUUUCUAUCUAUUUCGACUUGUUUUUAAUGUUGAAGAAAAUCCACUUUAACUUAUUGAACUGAAAAGGAAUCAGUUCUCUAUGGUUUCCUCCAUUUGUGUUCUCAAAGAAUCUGCAGUAAAUCCACUAAAACCAAGUGAAAUUCAUUCAGGCGGAGUCACACCUGCUGUGGAUCAGUCACUAACUUAAGAAUAAGAUCAAAAUCCAAAAUUCACACUUUUUGAGGUCUGUGAGUGUGGUGUUUUUGUGUGCUUUUGUAAAAUGUGACGUAUGGGAGGUUUUUCUAUAAAUCUUGAUUGAUGCACAUGUGAUAAAAGGCUUUAUGAACCAUUAUGUCAGUCACACUUCAAACAAACUGAACCUUUUUAUACAUGUUAGCUUUGAAGCUUGGCAGACUCGUGACUUUGUAAGCAGUUAGAAAUAAGAAUCACACCACCAUUCGUACUUUGAGUAGUGACUAAGUACACAGAGACUCCAGGAUUAUAAUCAAAAAGACUGGGUUUACCUCACUUUCACAUUUUAAAUUAUGACUAAAAUGAAUGAGAACAUUACAUUGCAGUAAAGGGAGUCAUCCCAUUGACUCGGUUAACCAACAAAACAGUAAAUAUACAGUCAAACUUUAGAAUCAACAUUAAAGAUCAUGUGUACAAGUAGUUUCAUUCUUUGCAAUAACCACUAAACACGGACAAGAGACCAAAGAAUGUAAAAACUUAUAUUUAUAUUUAUGAAUUUGAACUAAAGGACAUUUUGUAAAUAGUAUCUAUUUGAUGAAACCAAAUAAUGUUGGAAAUGUCAACGAAAUGAAAAG